AUCUCAGAAAAAUUUCUAGUUUGGACAGCCCCACUAACAUCUCGGAAUGCCAUUCAUUCAAUUCAUUCGGUUGCACAAAUAAUCAACCAGUUGGUUCGAACAAUACUGAUCUGGACUCUUUCACAAUCAAACAAUUCCCUAGCACUGAAUUUAAUUCGAGAUGCCAGUCAUACAACCCUUAAAGGGGUCGACCGAGGCCCCUGCGACUUACAAGCAGCCCUCGAGAAAAGGCAAGAAGGCCUGGAGAAAAAACGUCGAUGUUACGGAAGUUGAGAAGGGUCUCGAGGAGUUAAACGAGGAAAUCCUCAAGGGUGGUGUUAUCGCAGAACGACCCUCGGACGAACUUUUCGUGCUUGAUACAGUCGGCGAUACCUCAAUAGCAAAGAAGUACCCGAAGCAUACCUCUAAACCCUUGAAGGCCGAUGAAAUCAUCGCAGCGCGCUCGGUCGUACCUACUGUUGCCUCGCGCAAACGUCCAGGUGAUAAAACUACAGAUGGUAUCCUUCCGGCCAAGCGACCAAAGCGGGAAUAUGUCACACAAAAGGAACUUAGUCGAUUGCGCAAAGUAGCGGAUGGUUUUCAUGGAGAGACUGUGGAGGUUGCGGAUGCGUCUUACGAUCCGUGGGGAGCGGUAGCUGCACCUGAACCGAAAACACCGGCUUUAGUAGAGGAUAGGAGAGGUGACCAGAAAAAGGCGCCAAAGUCCAUUGUACAGAAGCCAAUUUCACUAUUAGCAAGUGGAAAGGCACCCAAAGCCGUACCGACUCCUACGGGCGGAUAUAGUUAUAACCCGGCUUUUGCAGACUACGAAGCUCGUUAUACUGAAGAAUCAAACAAAGCAGUAGAAGCAGAGCGCAAACGAUUAGAGGCUGAAGAAGCUGAGCGUCUCAAGCAAGAAGCUGCAGCUAGAUCAGCUGCCGAGGCAGAGGCUGCUGAAGCUCGAGCGGAACUAUCCGAAUGGGACGAGGAUUCAGAAUGGGAAGGGUUCCAGAGCGGUGGCGAAGAACUCAAAGUUAGCGCAAAGCGACCAGAACGCAAGACCAAAGCACAGCGCAAUAGGAUCCAAAGGCGAAAAGAAGAAGAGCGCCGACUGAAACACGAGGCCAAGACCAAGGUUCGGAAAGCCCAAUUGGAAGAGAUUAAACGAAUUGCAAGGGAAGUUGCCGAACGUGAACGUGAAGAGAAUUUAGCGCUCGCGCGGGCCGAAGAGAGCGAAAGUAGCGCCGAUGAUAACGACGAGACUAUCCGACGCCGCCAAUUAGGCAGAUUAAGGCUACCCGAGAAGGAUCUAGAAUUGGUCCUACCAGACGAACUUCAAGACUCUUUACGCCUCCUAAAACCUGAAGGCAAUUUAUUGAAGGACCGUUACCGAAGCUUGUUGAUUAGAGGAAGGAUGGAAGCCAGAAGGAGAAUACCAUUCAAGAAGCAGGCCAAGACUAAGCUCACGGAGAAAUGGGCUUAUAAAGACUUUAGCAUCUAGAGCCGCCUACACGAGGUCCCAAGUAUAUGGACAACCAACCAGAUUCCCAAUAAAUUACAAUAAGCUUUUCAGGAAAAUCAUUAUACCUAUGAUAGAUAAUUCGAGGAUCAUGAGAUGCGACACGGUGAGUCAGCUUUCGGCCAAAUUGCAACGUUCCAAUGCACGAAUCCCGAAAGAAUGAACCCCUACGACGUAGAACAUUCGACAGGUUCCUUACAUAUUUCCCAAUCGCACAUACGCCCCUGGUGGCACAUGUCGAUUAUGAGAUUGAUGACUCAAUAAUUUCGCAACCUACUAUAUAAAAGUGUAACUACAUGAUGGCAAUUUGAGGCUCAAAAGCUUAACAUAGCUUCACAUCAAAUUGUGACAAUAUUUCUGAGCGGGAAUUAAAAUCGCAAGAUAAAGUCGAAAGUGAGAAAUAUAGAGCGUUAAUUGAUCUUCGCACUAAGGCGAAAGCGGGUCGAAUAGCAGGUAAGCUUGUGAAAAUUCCAGGCUAUUUCCAGCGGCAGUGACGGCGAUCGGAAGCUGGGAAGGUCCCACAUCUACCCACUCCCAUGGGUAUGACGCACUACAUACGCCAGUAACUUCGCUGUAACACAAGUUUGUCCA
Hypoxylon trugodes is the source of this 2089-nucleotide messenger RNA. Its product is annotated as P60-like protein. The transcript is spliced from 2 exons. Gene Ontology annotation, molecular function: 5S rRNA binding. Gene Ontology annotation, biological process: rRNA processing; ribosomal large subunit assembly. Gene Ontology annotation, cellular component: nucleolus. NCBI's taxonomy places the organism in Eukaryota, Fungi, Ascomycota, Sordariomycetes, Xylariales, Hypoxylaceae. The record is from RefSeq and is a predicted model, not a curated record. The coding region runs from base 161 to 1480 and encodes 439 amino acids.